AUGUCUGUGACACUUCAUACGACGCUCGGAGACAUCAAGCUAGAACUGUUCUGUGAGCUCAUUGAAAAGCCAUGCUACAAUUUCCUCGCGCUUGCUGCGUCAGGCCAAUAUGACGGCGCCAUCUUUCACAGAAAUAUAAAGGAUUUCAUGGUGCAAGCUGGGAUUCCCAAUGAAAAGGGUAUAAUCAAGAAGGGCACGUCGAUCUGGGGCGGGAAGUUCAAGGACGUGUUUCAUCCGUCUCUCAAACAUGCCGCACGAGGUAUGGUUAGCUUUGCGAAUAGUGGACCGGAUACGAAUGGUUCGCAGUUCUUCAUUUGCUACAAGAAGCAUGAACACUUGGAUGGCAAAUUCACUAUCUUUGCUCGAGUCAUUGAUGGCUUGAAUGUACUGGAUGCGAUGGAAGAAGUGGAAGUGAAUGAAAAGUCAAGACCUGUGCAGGAUAUCAUUAUUGAGCGUAUCACCAUCCAUGCGAACCCGCUCGCCAAAUGA
Messenger RNA from Protomyces lactucae-debilis, 489 nucleotides. RefSeq names its product peptidyl-prolyl cis-trans isomerase-like 3-like protein. NCBI's taxonomy places the organism in Eukaryota, Fungi, Ascomycota, Taphrinomycetes, Taphrinales, Protomycetaceae. Gene Ontology annotation, molecular function: peptidyl-prolyl cis-trans isomerase activity. The transcript has a single exon. Gene Ontology annotation, cellular component: catalytic step 2 spliceosome. The coding region runs from base 1 to 489 and encodes 162 amino acids. Gene Ontology annotation, biological process: protein folding; protein peptidyl-prolyl isomerization. The record is from RefSeq and is a predicted model, not a curated record.